Tachysurus fulvidraco (yellow catfish) is the source of this 1710-nucleotide messenger RNA. Its product is annotated as free fatty acid receptor 3-like. Gene Ontology annotation, biological process: G protein-coupled receptor signaling pathway; cellular response to fatty acid. Lineage: Eukaryota; Metazoa; Chordata; Actinopteri; Siluriformes; Bagridae. Gene Ontology annotation, molecular function: G protein-coupled receptor activity. The coding region runs from base 588 to 1550 and encodes 320 amino acids. The record is from RefSeq and is a predicted model, not a curated record. The transcript has 2 exons. Gene Ontology annotation, cellular component: plasma membrane.
UUCAUUACUUUAGAUUUGAUAAAUUGCAACAGAUCAAGUGAAAAAGUUUAGAAACCCUACUAACUCAGUGCUUACUAACACACCUUUUGGUUGAUGUGGCAUCUUGCCAAAUUCUUUUUUUUCUAACACUAUUCCAUGCAGAAUGUUUUAAAUAUUUACAUUUACAGCAUUUUGCAGACUUACAAUUAUCUGAAUAGACUUACAUUAUCUCAUUUUUUUAUACAGCUGAGCAAUUGAGGGUUAAGGGCCUUGCUUAGGAGCCCAAAAGUGGCAGCUUGGUGGACCUGGGAUUGAAUUUACAACCUUCCGAUUGGUAGCCCAACACCAUAACCAGUAGGCUACCACAGCUUCAGUCUGCACGUCUUGCAAAAAGAUUUUGAGAAAAACAUGUAAUAUCUCAUGUAUAAUAUUUGUUCAGUUCCUGUAAUGCACAACACUUUGAGAUGAUGUAAUCUGAGGUAUAAAAGAGGUUGUGUGUCUUUUUUUUGUUUUCAUUGUGCAAUAAAUUGCCAAAUCAUUAAGUAGAGCAUUUAAGUACAUACUGGAGACAUCAGAGCCAGGGAUACCACCAGCAUUAACAAAGAACCAUGCAGUGGACAGAGAAUCUCAGCAAGUUGGUCCUGGCAGUGGAUUCAGUUACACUGAUCGCAGGUCUUCCAACUAAUCUUUUGGCUCUCUACGUCUUUAUCCAUAAGAUGAAGCAUCAAGUUACACCCCUCAAUGUAUUCUUGCUCAGCCUCACCAUCUCUGACCUGAUCUUCCUGUUCUUCCUUCCAUUGCGCAUGAAAGAGGCGGCCGAAAUGAAAUGGACCAUGAGCUACUUUCUUUGUCCGCUUUCAGGAUUUAUCUUUUACUCAUCCAUUUACAACAGCACCUUGCUUUUGAUGGCUAUCAGUGUGGAGCGCUAUCUGGGAGUGGCCUUUCCAAUCAUGUACAAACUCAAGAAACAUCCUCGAUAUGCCAUGAUUGCAUGCAUCAUAUUCUGGUUGGUUUCCAUGGCACAAUGCAGCUUGGUCUAUAUUAUUCAGUACUAUAACUUCAAUAACACCGUCCCUGAUUCAUCCCAAAAAGAGCUCUGCUAUUAUGAGUUUACAGAAGAACAGCUGAAGCUUGUUUUGUCUGUCCGUUUCGAAUUGUUUGUUCUGCUGUUCUGCAUCCCUUUUAUCGUCUGCAGCUUCUGCUACAUCAGAUUCAUCCUCAUCCUCUCUCGGCUACCUAACAUCAACCCUCAGAAACGCUACAGGGCCAUUGGGCUUGCCCUAGCCACCCUCCUGGUCUUCAUCUUCUGCUUCAUGCCCUACAAUGUUUCUCAUCUUGUGGGAUUUAUUGGAUGGUACAGUCCUGACUGGAGACCAUACGCACUCCUCACCAGCACCUUUAAUGCCUGCUUGGACCCUCUCAUUUUUUAUUUCUCCUCUUCAGUUCUCCGGGCGACUUGCGAUCAAUUGAUAAGGAGACUAGUCAAUAGCAUACAACCUUUCUGCUGCUGGAAAUUGCUUAACUCUCCUCACACGACACAGAGAUCCAAUGGCACUUCUGGCACACAAUGACAUGCUGGAAUGUAACAUUGCAUAUAAGUUAACUUUGUUGGUUCAUGGUGUUUGCCAGGAUGUUAUAGAACAAUCUUACAGCUGUUGGUGGGCCAAAAGUGUAGCCCUUAUUCUUUUCUAAAUCUUUUGGCUAUCUAAGAAUAAACAUACCUCUUGCUUA